Solanum stenotomum is the source of this 828-nucleotide messenger RNA. RefSeq lists its product as uncharacterized. The record is from RefSeq and is a predicted model, not a curated record. The transcript has 2 exons. The coding region runs from base 82 to 492 and encodes 136 amino acids. Lineage: Eukaryota; Viridiplantae; Streptophyta; Magnoliopsida; Solanales; Solanaceae.
UAUCCCCUUUUUCUGUUAAACAAGCUUUCCAUUAUUUCUGUUCAUGAAUAUACUUAUAAAAUUGAAUAAUACAUAGUAAUUAUGGAGCAUCCUCAGUAUUAUGUGGACUCAUCAUCUCUAGGAUUUCCUCUGGGCACUGCCUUUCUUUUGGUUGCUGUUUUCAGUCUGAGUGGCAUAUUUUCUUGCUGCUAUCACUGGCACAGAAUCCGAUUGCUUCAUCGACGCGCAGACCUUGAAGCCGGUGAUGAUCCUUCUUCCUUCAAAUAUAAACUCAAUUAUAAUAUGUGUGAGAAGCAGAACCAAAGCCAAAACAUGCCUGCAGUGUUAAUGCCAGGGGAUGAAGUUCCAAAAUUCAUAGCAUUGCCAUGUCCAUGUCAGCCUCCCCGACCGGAAAAGGUAGCUGAAGAGGUGCAGCUGCCGCCUUCGCCUUCGCCUCCGCCUCCACCUCCGCCUCAUAAGCCAAUUCGUAUGGUAGUCGGAUUACUUUUGUAGUAAUAUUAUUAGUAAAAGGGGAGGGAGUAGUAGUGAUUUUAGAACAUUGGUAUGUAUAGAUUGAAUUGUGGUUCAACCAAACUACCAAGUUUUUUAUUUGUAAUUAAGGCCAUGUGUUUAAUGCCUGAGGCUGCUAAAGUGAUUUGUUCAGUGCAAGCUUAGCUAAAACUUCCCAAAAUCACAACUAAAAUUUUUGCACAUGAGUGAGCUGGUUGGUAAGUUCAACGUAUUUGACUUGUACUUUAGGUUCAGGACCAAAAGUCUACAUUUCUUUUGUAACAUUAAAUACUAAAUUCAAAAAUUGUACAUCAAGGAUUAAAAUAUCCUACUCUCAAA